Molecule: messenger RNA, 2208 nt
Organism: Syngnathus typhle (broad-nosed pipefish)
Lineage: Eukaryota; Metazoa; Chordata; Actinopteri; Syngnathiformes; Syngnathidae
Gene: ppt2b
Product: palmitoyl-protein thioesterase 2b
Exons: 8
Coding region: 238-1152 (304 amino acids)
Cellular component (GO): lysosome
Molecular function (GO): thiolester hydrolase activity
Source: RefSeq, a predicted model, not a curated record
AAGACCGGAACAAAUACACCACUUCACGUUUGCUCGGCUGCAAGACUUGUUUACUACCGCGUCGCUAUUAAAGGGAUUAAUUUCUAAUAUGUUUGUUAAAAAACUAUGUGCAAGUCUUGCCGUAUUAAUCAGGGAUGACGGUGCAGGCAAUGGAGCGAAUUUUAACUUUUGUUUUUAAAUUAUUUAACACAUCUCUGUUUUAAUAGAGCACAGUUUUGUCGACUAUUUAUUACUAAAAUGAAGAGCUUGGCGACAGACUCGAUCAUCCGAAGAAGGGAGAACAGCAUCGGGAUAACCAGCCUAUUAUGGUCGCUUCUCGGUGCGUGUUUAUGGACAGUCGCAGUUGCUUAUAAGCCGGUGAUCAUCGUGCACGGCUUGUUCGACAGCUCGGGAGAUUUUGAAAACCUCCAGGGCUUCAUUCAUGAGGCUCAUCCCGGAACAAAUGUGACAGUGAUUGACUUGUUUGAUCGAGGUUCCAGCCUGCAGCCCAUGUGGAAGCAGGUCGAGGGUUUCAAAACGGCCAUUUACCCUAUCAUGCAAAACUCCGCUGAGGGAGUUCAUUUUAUCUGCUACUCUCAAGGUGGACUGAUUUGCAGAGGAAUCUUGUCCACUCUGCCAGAUCACAACGUGCACUCAUUCAUCUCGCUGUCCUCACCUCAGGCCGGACAAUACGGCGAUACCGAUUACUUGAAGUACCUGUUUCCUCAGUUUGUCAAGUCCAACUUGUACCAUCUCUGUUAUACUUCCAUAGGCCAGAGGGUAUCUAUCUGCAACUAUUGGAACGACCCCCACCACAGGGACAUGUACACCAACAGCAGUGAUUAUCUGGCUCUCCUCAACAGCGACAGACCUAAUCCGAAUUCAACAGAAUGGAAGAAAAACUUUUUGAGACUUGACAAGCUGGUGCUAGUCGGAGGACCCGACGAUGGAGUCAUCACUCCCUGGCAGUCGAGUCAGUUUGGAUUCUUUGAUGACAAUGAGACUGUUGUUGAGAUGCAACAUCAAGGCAUCUACUUAAAGGAUAUCUUUGGUCUGAAGACGCUGGCGACUCGUGGCGACCUGAUCUUGUGUUCGAUUCCUUACGUCCAACAUGUCUGGUGGCAUUCAAAUGAAACUGUAUUCCAUGUUUGCAUGGAAAAGUGGCUGGUUUAGAAUAGCAAAAAAAACAUUUUGCAGUCUAACAGCAACCAUGUUGUUAUUCUGAGAUGAUACUGUUUUUUUUUUCAUUGCGUGGAAGACGCUGAAGGCACAGAGAACUGACAUUAACUGUAAAUUGCAAAUGCUUCCAUUAAUGUAUUGGUUUCCCAGCAUUUAAGCUAUUCCCUAGGACCACAGUUUAUUUGUAGCAAAUCCAGAAAGUAUUGCUGAGUACAUUCUUUCAUCAGGAAGUCAUUAUUCUCCCGUGUGAUAGUUUUGGAUUAUAUAGUAGGUUAAAGUGACACUACAGUGCCUAAGUGAUGUUGUCAUCUUGUGCCAUUGCCUUACUCCUAUUUAAUGCAGUAUUUUUUACAUGUGUUGUCAUGGUUUCCCAUGUUUUCUGCUCAUUAACCACAGCUAGUAUAUUAUGAAUAGUUUUCGUAGAUGGCGCCUUAAAUUUUCCUCUCAUGCCUCAAGUGUUACAUGUCCCAUACCGCAAGUGCUGAGAUAACCUGCCUGUUGUGUUAGUGCUAAACCGGAAGGAUCGAGACUUUAAAUUGAUAGUCAGGGAGUUUUAUGGGAAUACAUCCUCGUCCUUCAUUGUUCACAUGCCACUUUUUACCUUUGCCCAUACAAGUGAGUCAGCCUUUAUUUGUGUGUCCAUCUUGCAAGGGAUUUGAUUCACAGAAAUGUUCUGCAGUUUUUAAGAAGGAUAAUAUUUUUUGUUAUUGCUGGAUCUGAAGGGACUUGUAUUAAACUUCUUUGGGGAAUUAACUGAAUUAAAAGAGGGAAAGGCUUCACAGAAAAGGGAAGAAGAGAUUUAUUUGAAGCUUUUAAUUGUCAUUUUGUUGGAAGAUUUUGCAUUCUAUGUAUUAUAUGCCUAUACAAACUCAUUUACCUAACUUUAGUAUGGUUUGAAGGGAUGUCAUUUCAUGUUCUUUGCCUCUACAAGGUUAAAACUUGUACUUUUUAAAAUUCUGAAUGGAUACAGCUAUUUUGACAAUGUCCUAAGAUUUCUAGUGACAAAUCAAGUGUUAAAUGUCUUUCCUCAAUAAAACGUUUUAAACAUGA